GGAACAAGCCAGGGGAAGCGCUCACCUCUGGAGACACCAAGGCUGGGAUCCAGAGGACUCCCAGGGUCAGAACUGGUCCAGUUGACAAGAGCGGCGGAGAGGCGUCACAUCUGCCAGCAAAGGGGACCCUCUCCGCAGUCCCCCACCGGCCUAGGGGCUUGGGCUGCUCACCCCAACCCACAUGGUGCCUGGAGCUGUUGGAGGCUGCAUGAAAGAAUUCACACAGGCAUGAAGCCCUAUGAAUGCUUAGAGUGCGGGAAGAGUUUCAGUCGGAGGUCAGUCCUUUACACCCAUCAAAGGAUCCACACAGGCGAGAAGCCUUAUAAAGGCUCAGACUUCUUGAAGAGCUUCACUGAUAGCAAGGACCUUAAAAAUCAUCAGAGGAUCGACAAAGGCAAAAGGCCUUAUAAAUGCUUAUUGUGCCAAAAGAGCUUCAAUAACUGUACAACCUUUCAACAGCAUCAAAGAAUCCACACAGGGGAAAAGCCAUAUAAAUGCUUAGAAUGCGGGAAGAGCUUUAGAUACAACGCAGGCCUUCACGCCCAUCGCAGGAUCCACACAGGUGAGAAGCCCUAUAGAUGCCUAGAGUGCGGAAAGAGUUUUAAUCACAGCUCAGGCCUUAAUGUCCAUCACAGGAUCCACAAAGGUGAGAAGCCCUAUAAAUGCUUAGAAUGUGGAAAGAGCUUUAAUCGGAGCUCAGGCCUUAAUGUCCAUCACAGAAUCCACACUGGGGAGAAGCCCUAUAAAUGCUUAGAAUGUGGGAAGAGUUUCACUUUCAGCUCACAUCGUAAUGAACACUACAGAACCCACACUGGGGAGAAGCCCUAUAAAUGCUUACAGUGUGGGAAGAGUUUCAGUAAGCGCUCAAGCCUUAAUGACCAUCACAGGAUCCACACUGGGGAGAAGCCCUAUAAAUGCCUAGAGUGCGGAAAGAGCUUUAAUCACAGCUCAAGCCUUCAUGCCCACUACAGAACCCACACUGGCAAAAAGCCACAUAAAUGUUUAGAGUGCGGGAAGAGUUUCAGUAAGCUCUCAACCCUUAAUACCCAUCACAGGAUCCACACUGGGGAGAAGCCCUAUAAAUGCUUAGAGUGCGGGAAGAGUUUCAGUCAGAGCACAAGCCUUGACGCCCAUCACAGAACCCACACUGGUGAGAAGCCCUAUAAAUGUUUAGAGUGCGGGAAGAGUUUCAGUAAGCUCUCAACCCUUAACGUCCAUCAAAGGAUCCACACUGGGGAGAAGCCCUAUAAAUGCUUAGAGUGCGGGAAGAGUUUCAGUCAGAGCACAAGCCUUGACACCCAUCACAGAACCCACACUGGUGAGAAGCCCUAUAAAUGUUUAAAGUGCGGGAAGAGUUUCAGUAAGCGCUCAACCCUUAACACCCAUCACAUGAUCCACACUGGGGAGAAGCCCUAUAAAUGCUUACAGUGUGGGAAGUGUUUCAUUAAUCGCUCAAGCCUUAAUGUCCAUCACAGGAUCCACACUGGGGAGAAGCCCUAUAAAUGCGUAAAGUGUGGGAAGACCUUCAGUCGGAGCACAACCCUUAACACCCAUCACAGGAUCCACACUGGGGAGAAGCCCUACAAAUGCCUAAAGUGUGGGAAGAGUUUCAGGCACAGAUCACACCUGAACACCCAUCACAGGAUCCACACCAGAGAAUAGCAUUAUAAAUGCUUAGUGUGCUGGAAGAGCUUCCAAGAUUGCAACAGCCAGAAAUCACAUGAAAGUACAGACAUAAUGCAGGAUUCUUUUCAAACCUAGUAAUCCCCAGAGCAUAGGAAGAUCCUCAAAUGGAGCACAGCCCUUCCUUUUAAAAGAAUCAAGCCCAGGAGGAAAGAUCCUCAAUUAAAAACAAACGUCCAGGGUAUUCUGGUGCUAAAAAAGUUAAAUUAUGCAGCAUGAGGAAGGCUGCUUCAAGUGAAAUAUGGAUGAUUUGAUCUGGAAUGGUGGAAUGGCUUGAGUGAGGGUUUUGGAGAGAUUUACAAGAAGACCCUCUAAAAGACCCCAGACUCAUAUCUGAAAGACCCCCAGAGGUAUAUUCCAGACCCUUGAGCCAUGGACCUGAAGACCUUUGAAGUUUGAUUCUAUUCUCAUUGAUGUUAUACCAUUAACUAUGGCUUAAUCUACACCAGGCAGGAUAUUGCACUAUGAAAGCAGCAUAUAAAAGGCAGGAGCCACACCAAGCAGGAUAUAGCCAUAUGAAAGUGGUAUACGGUGUGUGUCAAUGGGCCCCAACAGUUGUCAGUGCACUUUAAUACCGCUAUAAAACAGUAGUGUGGCUCCUUCCUUUUAUAUACCGCUUUCAUACCACUUUCAUAGUGCAAUAUCCUGGGGGUGUAGAUUAGGCUUAAGACUCUAGCUAAGACUUGCAGGGUUGUCUUUGAAGAAAAGGGGGGGGAAUCACAGUGGACUUCUCAAGCAGCUUCUCAGAGCACGUUCAAGGCCACAGUGGGCCGGGACGGGAGUGUGUGUGUGUGAGCAAGCUGGAUGAGAGAACUGAGCAUGCUCAGAUGUCCACGAGGAGGAAAAACAACCUGUUUUGACAUCUCGCAGUGUGCACCUGCUGAUAAGAGAAUGUCCUCACUCAAAGUUGGGUGUGGGAAGUCAUAAUUCUGAGCAAACGUAACACCUGGGAUAUGACCUAAUUUGUCCGAAGAAGAACGUGAGUUCAAAGAUGUCCAAUACUCCUAUCAAGAUAAGACGCCCAUAUGGCAGCCAUGUUCCCUGGACCCCAUGACUAUAACACGUGAGAUAUUGGGGAGGGGGAGACACUUAACUUCUAAUUGGUGGAUGGGUGGUCUAAUCACUUAUUCAUGCCAAUUGUGAUUGGGGGAUGGUGGUCUCAUCACUCGUGGACCCCCACCUUUGGACAGAACAACUGUAUAAAAGCUGCAACGCAGAUUUAUUAUUAUUAUUAUUUUAGAUUUUAUUUUUAUUUUUCUCUUCAACUUCACCUCAGACUUGUGGAUUGACAGACCCAAGGAGUUGGGUAACUAUGAAUCUCUUUCAGUCCUGAAGUCUAAAAGCAUAAAGAGUAUUUCCCUGAAAGUUGGGACUUUAGAGCAUUUCUAGACUUUAGGAAAUAGAGUAUUUCUAGACUUCAGUUAUUUUCUGAAGCUGGAACUUGAAAUUAUUUCCAAGACUUACAUGUUCUCUAACUUCUGCUUUUACUCUUCACAUGCUCAGAGGAACUUAGUAAUGCUUCAGCAUAGCUUUUAGAUUCAAAUAGUGUGCAGGAGGAAGAAUAGGGAGCCUUAACUGCUAUGUUUUAGUAUAGUCAAAAGUGUUUUAGUUUAGCUUUAAACCGCAAAUAGUAAACAGAAGUGGAUAAGGAGGAGUCCUAACGAUGCUAGAAGCUCGAGCUGUUAUCUUAUUAGCAAAGUUUGUAAUGCCCUACUUUAGCAACUGCAAUUGUUUACUUAAUCUUGUAUUUGCAUUUCAUUCUUUUUUCUUGUAACCACACGGAGAGAGAUUGUAUUCUUAUGCAACUACCAUGCCACUUGUUAAUUUUGCAAUUUUUACAAUAAAUAGAUCCUUAUUUACAA
Molecule: messenger RNA, 3545 nt
Organism: Elgaria multicarinata webbii
Lineage: Eukaryota; Metazoa; Chordata; Lepidosauria; Squamata; Anguidae
Product: zinc finger protein 665-like
Exons: 2
Coding region: 229-1662 (477 amino acids)
Biological process (GO): regulation of gene expression
Cellular component (GO): nucleus
Source: RefSeq, a predicted model, not a curated record